Molecule: messenger RNA, 1131 nt
Organism: Solea senegalensis (Senegalese sole)
Lineage: Eukaryota; Metazoa; Chordata; Actinopteri; Pleuronectiformes; Soleidae
Product: gamma-glutamylcyclotransferase-like
Exons: 4
Coding region: 234-899 (221 amino acids)
Molecular function (GO): gamma-glutamylcyclotransferase activity
Source: RefSeq, a predicted model, not a curated record
AAACAGUGGGACGGAUUAUUUGUUCACAUAUUUACUUCUGGUCUGUAAAUCUGUGAACAAAUUUACAGAAAUAACUAGCGAGCUCAAAUAACACGUGCUCUUGUCUGUCUUCAUGACGCAGCACAGGCCUCUUUUUUGCCUUCCGGCUCUCUGUCCGAAGUCAUGUGACUAGACACUAUGGAAACCAAGUGGGCGAGUCUGUUGCGGAUUUUAGAAGUCCAGUGGGAUCAUUUAUGCAUCCUACAUUUAAACUGACGCUGGGACUUCGAGGAGGAAACCCCGGCCCUGUUCUUUGGACAUUACCGUCCCUGUUAACGCGUUUUGCGGACAGCACACUGCGGUCACACAACUGUGACAGGGCCGUAAAGAAACGUGUAAUGAUGUCCUCAGUGGACGGAGAGCGCUUCAUGUAUUUUGCCUUUGGAAGUAAUUUGUUAAAGGAGAGACUGAAGCUGGAGAACCAGUCUGCGAUAUUUCACACAAUAGGUCGAUUGAAGGAUUAUAAAUUAAACUUUGGCCUGUGGGAGAAAUAUGUGGACAGCGGUUGGCAUGGUGGAGUGGCCACCAUUGAGUUCUGUCCAGCCGCAGAAGUGUGGGGGGUGAUUUGGGCUUUGAACAACAAACACCUCACAACCCUGGACAUGCAGGAAGGUGUGAACCUGGGGAUAUAUUCACCUCUGGAAGUGUCAGUGGAGACUGACAAAGGACUCAUCCUCUGCAGGACCUAUCAGAUGAAUAACUUCCAUGCCUGUCCUCCCUCUCCUCAGUACAAAAAGGUGGUGUGUCUUGGUGCUGAGCAGAAUGGCCUCCCAGUGGAGUACAGGAAGUGCCUGGAAGUCAUUGAAACCAAUAACUACAGUGGUCCCUCACUCCUUGAUCAAAUCACAACUAUCAAGUAAUUUAAAAGUGUAUUCUUUAACUGCAAGACAAAGAAUCAGGAAAAAACUGUAGGCAUUAGGGCUUGUUUUUUAGUUUUAACUGCUUUUGAGUUGUCAAUUUAAAUUAUUGUAAAGUUAAGUAUUUAAUCUCAGAAUUGUUACAAUGAAGGAUCUAAAUGUUUGAAAUCACAUGACGGCAGAAAGCAUUUCUGUAUUCCUCAGGUGAACAUUAAACAGAUGAAGAAUACUAAAA